Molecule: messenger RNA, 5406 nt
Organism: Gadus morhua (Atlantic cod)
Lineage: Eukaryota; Metazoa; Chordata; Actinopteri; Gadiformes; Gadidae
Product: E3 ubiquitin-protein ligase DTX4
Exons: 12
Coding region: 489-2558 (689 amino acids)
Biological process (GO): Notch signaling pathway; protein ubiquitination
Molecular function (GO): zinc ion binding
Source: RefSeq, a predicted model, not a curated record
GGGCAACGGAGAGUCGUUAUGUGAUGUUUUUCAUAACUUGGUCGACCUGUUCCUCCAGUGAACUCUCGUCUUGUCUGUCAUCGGGACUUCUGGGAGUGUGUAAACCUACUGCUGUAUCUCGCUACUUUUUCAACUUUUCCCAACUACGCCCCAACUAACCGACACAGCCCGAGUCUCUGCGGCUUCUAGUGUGUUGCGGCGGGCGCUCGGAGGUUAGAAAGGGGUUUAAAGCAUUAAACACUAAGCAGGACAAGGCACCAAAGAUCGGAGGGAAGGCGAAAAUGCAGAUCUACAUUUUAACUACAUUUCAAGGAUACACGUUUUCUGUGGGACGAAGUACCGAUCGCGGUAUAUAGAGGAUUGUUCUCAAGCCGACCCAUAACAACGAUGUCGACGACUGAGAUUUACCUCCCGACCGAUGCAGGAUAUAUGGAUCUUUUUUGCAAAUGUAUCGCCCUCUUCGCCGCUCCAUAGCCAUACCUGGUUAAAUGGCCUAUAACAACAUGCUGCUGGCCCCCGCCGUGGUCGUAUGGGAAUGGCUGAACGAGCACGGCCGCUGGCGGCCCUACGGCCCAGCCGUGUCCCAUCACAUCGAAGCGGCCAUACGGAACAGCGACCCCAGAGGAGGAAGCGUGGUUCUCGGCCAGGUGGACAGCCGGCUCUCGCCAUACAUCAUCGACCUCCAGUCCAUGCACCAGUUCAGACAAGACACGGGCACCAUCCGUCCCGUGAGGCGGUGUUUCUACGAGCCGGGGACCGCCCCGGCGCAGGGCGUGCAGUGGGAGUGGGAGAGCUCCACGGGGGCCUGGACCACCUAUGACAUGGAGGCGUCCAUCGCCAUCCACAAGGCCCACAGCCGGCAGCAGGCCGGGCUGGACCUGGAGCCCCUCGGGCUGGCCCAGCUCAUCGACUUCAGCACCAUGACCCAGGUGAACAGGCAGAGCGGGCGGUGUCGGAGGCUGCGGCGGCGCGUGGACAUGGCCUACCCCCUGGUGUCGGGGCCCCUCCCCCGCGGAGCGCCCAGGUUUGGGGGCGGGGCCCUGUUGGGGGUGGGUGUGGCCGGCUCCAACGCCGGGAACGCCCCCUUCCCCAACGGCCCGGCCGCGGGCCCCGCCCCCUCCUGCGACUGCCAGCAGUGCGUGCUGGUCCGGAGCGUGAAGAGCGGGGGGGUGCAGACGCUGGGCCGACGCACCAAGAGGCUCCCCGCCCCGCCCCCUCAAGCCCCGCCCCGCUCCGCCACGCUGGGCCACGCCCCCCGGCAGAGCUGCGACUGGCAGCUGCCGCACGGCCUGGCCAUCUCCCGCAACACCGCCUCGCCGCGCAAGAACGCCCAGCUCUUCGCCCAAUCGCUCGCCGCCCUCAGCGUGAGCUCCGCCCUCACCUCGGGCUCCGCCGACAGGCCGUCCCGAUCGGCCAACCGGGACGCCCCGCACGCCGACCGACCGGUGCCCAUCGCCACGCUGGUGACCCCGGCGACGGUCGUGACCACGCCCCCCUCCCCCGUUCCGUCUCCCUCUCCCGUGGUGAUGAAGCCCAACGGCGAUGUCAGCCUUGUCCCGUUGCCGCGGCGAUCCAGUCUAGCCGGGCUGAGCCGACCGGCGCUCCAGCGAAUCGCCCGGGCCCAGAACAGAACUCUGCUGGCUGCUGGCAUUCCGAUGGUGCCGGUAAAGAACAUCAAGCCCUCCAGUCUGAUACAGCCAGCCCUAGCAGGCAUCACCGGGACCCUGAUGAGUGCAGCAGGACUUCCUGUGUGUCUGACCCGCCCUCCGGAGGACCACCCCCUCGUCCCCAAGAACCUGCUCAGACCGGUCCCGGGGUUCACAAGCUGCUGCCGCAAGACCAGCAAGAAACAAACGCGCAAGGGCCGCAGCCCCGAGGAGGUGGUGAGGAGGUACGUGCUGAAGGUCAAGACCCCCCAGGACCAGGACUGUCCCAUCUGCAUGGACCCCCUCGCGGGGCCGGCCGGGUACGUGGGCCCCCAGACGGGGUCCUCCGCCCGGGCUGACACGGUGGUCCGGCUGGCCGAGUGUGGCCACGUCCAGCACCUCGGCUGCCUGCUGGCCCACUACGACGCCAGCUGCAGGGACGGCAGCCUUCAGUGUGCGAUCUGUAAGACGGUCUACGGGGUGAGGACCGGGAACCAGCCGGCAGGGAAGAUGCAGUUCCACGUCAUCCCCCCCUCCCUCCCUGGUUACCCCGACUGCAAAACCAUCCGCAUCGUCUACAACAUCCCAGCUGGUACCCAGGGUCCAGAGGACGUGAACCCGGGCAAGCCCUUCACAGCGCGGGGGUUCCCCAGACACUGCUACCUCCCGGACACGCCGAAGGGACGACAGGUGUUGGGUCUGCUGGUGGUCGCCUGGGAGCGCAGACUCGUCUUCACUGUGGGAAGGUCCUGCACCUCGGGAGAGGAAGACACGGUGGUGUGGAACCAGGUGCACCAUAAGACAGAGUUUGGCUCCAACCUGACGGGUCACGGCUACCCCGACCCCGGACACCUGGACUCCAUGGUGGACCAGCUCAGGGCCCUCGGAGUCGGCCCCGACGACCUGCUCUGACCACGCCCCCGACGACCUGCUCUGACCACGCCCCCGACGACCUGCUCUGACCACGCCCCCGACGACCUGCUCUGACCACGUCCCCGACGACCUGCUCUGACCACGCCCCCGACGACCUGCUCUGACCACGCCCCCGACGACCUGCUCUGACCACGCCCCCGACGACAUGCUCUGACCACGCCCCCGACGACAUGCUCUAACCUCUUUCCCCGGACGACACGCCCCCUGACGACACGCCCUGACCACGCCCACCGACGACACGCCCUGACCACACCCACUGACCACACGCCCUGACCAAGCCCACUGACGACAUGCCCUGACCACGCCCCCGACGACCUGCUCUGACCACGCCCCCGACGACAUGCUCUGACCUCUUUCCCCGGACGACACGCCCCCUGACGACACACCCUGACCACGCCCACUGACGACACGCCCCCUGACGACACACCCUGACCACGCCCACUGACGACACGCCCCCUGACGACACACCCUGACCACGCCCACCAACAACACGCCCCUGACCACGCCCACCGACGACACGCCCCUGACGACUCGCCCUGACGAUACGCCAUCGACGACAUGCCAUGACCACGCCAAGGACAGACGAAGAAUGAGAGAGAGAGAGAGAGAGAAAGGAGGAAGCUACAGGAGGGCGAGCAGAGAGACGGGUGUCUUUACUUCAACAGGACUAGGCUGCGGCCCCUUGAACAUUUUUGAUGGGUUGGUUAAAGUAACCAGGACUCUGUCGAUCACUUCCUGUUCCUGUUGGGUCAAAGUUCAGCUGACCAUUUGCAUAGAGAUAAAAAAAUAAAGAGCAGAGCUACCAGGACUAACAACCACUAGGCUAAUACUAACAGACUAAUCCUAGCAGGCCAAUGAUAAUGGACUAAUGCUAAAAGGCUAACAAUAACGGACUAAUGCUAGUAGGCUAACACUAACUUAUCUUUACUGAGAGAGUGGGAGAUUAACCGGGUGAGAGAAUAUUGAAACGGAGGGAAGAGAGUGAGGUGGAGGAGAGGGAGGGAGAGGAAGAUGGAUGUACAGCAGGAAGAAAGAAGGUUUGAGAAUUUAGAUUAUAAUAGCUUUAAAGAGAAAUAACAGUUGUUUAGCUCUAGCAGAACGUGUGGCGAGAGAUUUUCAGUGUUAAAGAACCCUCUAGAUAUAUCGAUACAAGCUAGCCACACUGCAGUCGCCUGGCCACCGUCGCCUGGCCACCGUCGCCUGGCCACCGUCGCCUGGCCACCGUCGCCUGGCCACCGUCGCCUGGCCACCGUCGCCUGGCCACCGUUGCCUGGCUACCGUCUUAAGACUAGUCGCUUGGUUACCGUCGCCUGGCAACCGUCGCCUGGCUACCUUUGCCAGGCUGCGUCGCCUGGCUAUUUUCGCCUCGCUAUUGUCGCCUAGCUACGGUCGCCUGCCUACCGUCGCCUGGCCACCGUCGCCUGGCCACCGUCGCCUGGCCACCGUCGCUUGGCUACCGUCGCUUGGCUACCGUCGCCUGGCUACCGUCGCCUGGCUACCGUCGCCUGGCUACCGUCGUAAGACUGGUCUCCUGGCUACCGUCGCCUGGCAACCGUCGCCUGGCCACCGUCGCCUGGCCACCGUCGCCUGGCCACUGUCAACAGGCUACAGUCGCCUGGCUACCGUCGUAAGAAUGGUCGCCUGAUAACCGUCGCCUGGUUACCAUCGCCUGGCUGCCGUCGCCUGGCCACUGUUGACAGGCUACAGUCGCCUGGCUACCGUCGUAAGACUGGUCGCCUGGCCACCGUCGCCUGGCUACUGUCAACAGGCUACAGCCGCUUGGCCACUGUUGAGAGGCCACCGUCGCCUGGCUACCGUCGCCUGGCCACUGUUGACAGGCCACCGUCGCCUGGCCACUGUUGACAGGCCACCGUCGCCUGGCCACUGUUGACAGGCCACCGUCGCCUAGCCACCGUCUCCUGGCCACCGUCGCCUGGCUACUGUCAACAGGCUACAGUCGCCUGGCUACCGUCGUAAGACUGGUCGCCUGGUUACCGUCGCCUGGUUACCGUCGCCUGGCUACCGUCGCCUGGCUGCCGUCGCCUGGCUACCGUCGCCUGGCUGACGUCGCCUGGCCACUGUCGACAGGCUACCGUCGCCUGGCUACCGUCGCCUGGCUACCGUCGCCUGGUUACCGUCGACAUGCUACCGUCGCCUGGCAAUCGUCGCCAGGCUGCUUCAAAGGUGCUAAAACAUAUAGGGGGACCUGUACUUCCCUUUAGAGAGGUACUGAGGUCUGUAUUUCCUGUUUGAAUAAUAAUACGAUGUGCAUGUAGUUCCUGUUAGAAUAAUGAGCUGCAUGCAUCUCCUGUUUGAGAGGUAUUGGUAGAGGUACAUUUACUUCCUGUAAAAGAGGUACUGGGGUACAUGCACUUCCUGUUAGAAUAAUACUUUGCUGCAAGUUCUUGUUAAGAGUCAGUCAUUUCUACUUCUGGGAGAGAUAUUUAGGUACUUCCUGUCACAUAAUGUGAAAAUACGAUUUCUGCUUACUUUUAUAAGUGUGUGUGUGAGUGUGUGUGUCUGUGUAAGCAGGUAUAUGUACCUGUUUAUGUGUGUGGUUGUUUAUUUACUAGUAAACAUGUUUGAGGGUAACUGCAUUCUUGAGCUUCUGUAAAGCUUUCAAAAACAACUAGACGAUGACUGUGGUUUAAUCUUCAACUCUCGACUGAUGCCAUAGUGGGACAUCAUUCGUAUCAUUUAUUAUAGUUUUGUAGAAAUGUAUUGUUUUUCUCACUUGGUACCUGUAUUCUUGAUUUUGUUUUGAAGAUAUUUUUUGGUCUGUUUUUAUAAGCUGUAUCUGGUCCUCUUUUCAAGACGAAAAAUGCUA